Molecule: messenger RNA, 723 nt
Organism: Alternaria atra
Lineage: Eukaryota; Fungi; Ascomycota; Dothideomycetes; Pleosporales; Pleosporaceae
Exons: 1
Coding region: 1-723 (240 amino acids)
Source: RefSeq, a predicted model, not a curated record
AUGUCUAAAACGAAGCACAUCGUCUUCGAUAUAGUCGGCACGCUUGUGUCGCAUGAGCACUUCUACGCCGUCAUCGACCAACGCCUUGGUCCUAAACUCAAGACCCACAAUAUCUCCGCACGUCUUCUCGGUUACGCAUGGCUCGAAACCGCGGAGCGUGAGUACACUUACCUCUCGCUUUCGGGCUCUUACGUUCCCUUUGCAAAGGUCUUCGAGUCCAUCUUCUUUCGCGUCUUGCAUUUCGCUGGCGUAGCGGAACCGCGUAGUGUGGCGAGUGAGGAGGAUGUGAAGUACUUUAUGCAAGAGUACAAGAAAUGUGAAGUUCGGCCUGGUGCGAAGGAAUGUGUGGAUAAAAUAAAGGAGGCCGGCUGGACGGUCUGGGCGUUCACUAGCGGGGAUCGGGAAAGAGUGCUGGGAUACUUUGAGAAGGGCAGCAUCAACAUCGACGGCGAUCAUGUCGUUACAUGUGACGAGAUCGGCGUAGGGAAACCAGAAAUACAGGCAUAUGAGAAGCUGAGAGGAAAGAUUGGCGUUGGCGAUGCAGCUGGUGAGCUGUGGUUUGCCGCUGCACAUGGCUGGGAUGUCAGUGCAGCAGGGAGGGCUGGAUUCAAGACGGCGUAUUGCUUAGUGUUAGAGAAAGAGGCACUAGAUGAUGUCUUUGGGAAGAUGGACGUCGUUGCUGAUACUUUGCCCGAGCUUGCAGAGAAGGUAGCUUCACAGUAA